This is a messenger RNA of Cavia porcellus (domestic guinea pig), 3473 nucleotides long. It is a transcript of the gene Man1b1, whose product is annotated as mannosidase alpha class 1B member 1. Gene Ontology annotation, cellular component: endoplasmic reticulum; membrane. The transcript is spliced from 13 exons. Gene Ontology annotation, molecular function: calcium ion binding; mannosyl-oligosaccharide 1,2-alpha-mannosidase activity. The coding region runs from base 126 to 2099 and encodes 657 amino acids. NCBI's taxonomy places the organism in Eukaryota, Metazoa, Chordata, Mammalia, Rodentia, Caviidae. The record is from RefSeq and is a predicted model, not a curated record. Gene Ontology annotation, biological process: mannose trimming involved in glycoprotein ERAD pathway; carbohydrate metabolic process.
CGCAUUUGGGUGCAGGGCCAUGGGCGGGGUGUGGACUGUACGGCGAUGGCUGUUCCCGGUCCGGUUCCGACUCUGGCUUCCUGGAGCCGCAAGUGAGCGGACUCUUGAAGGCCAGCAACGCCGCCAUGUACCCCCCGCCGCCGCCGGCGCCUCACCGGGACUUCAUCUCGGUGACGCUGAGCUUGGGCGAGAGCUACGAUAACAGCAAGAGCCGGCGGCGGCGUUCGUGCUGGAGGAAAUGGAAGCAGCUGUCGAGAUUACAGCGGAACGUGAUUCUCUUUCUGUUGGCCUUUCUGGUUCUAUGUGCAUUCCUGUCCUACACCCACUCCUCCAGCCAGUGGAAAGCUCUAGGUGGCAGCCCCACAGAAGGGGAGAGGCUGAGGGUGGAAGUGCCUCGACCGAAACCAGCAAACCCGCCCGUCUUACCAGCUCCUCAGAAGGCAGACACCAACCCAGAGGAUGUGCUUACAAUGUUGCCUCAGAAACCUCAGAAGCCUGUCUGGCGGCGACCGCCCCGUCUGCAGAUCAGAGCCCCCGACAUCGGCUCCAAGGAUGGGACACAGGGUGAGGCCCUGCGGAAUACUCGCCAGGAAGAAACCCCUCUGCGAACAGUCAUCAGCUGGCGGGGAGCAGUAAUUGAGCCUGAGCAGGGCACUGAGCACCCUUCAAAAAAAGCAGCUGGUGUGCCCACACCUUCUUUGCCAGCGGCCAGGACACAGAAGGAGCCUGCCUCCCCAAACAGACGCCAGAAAGGGGUGAUCGAGGCCUUCCUCCAUGCCUGGAAGGGGUACCGCAAGUUCUCCUGGGGCCACGAUGAGCUGAAGCCCGUGUCUAGGACCUUUAGCGAGUGGUUCGGCCUGGGCCUCACCCUGGUCGACGCCCUGGAUACCAUGUGGCUUCUGGGUUUGAAGAAAGAGUUUAAAGAAGCCAGGACAUGGGUGUCAACAAAGCUAAACUUUGAGAAAGACGUGGACGUCAACUUGUUCGAGAGCACCAUCCGCAUUCUAGGGGGCCUGCUGAGCACCUACCACUUGUCGGGGGACAGCCUGUUCCUGAGGAAAGCCGAAGACUUUGGAAACCGCCUGAUGCCUGCCUUUGCCACACCCUCCAAGAUCCCGUAUUCUGAUGUGAACAUCGGCACUGGAGUCGCCCACCCACCCCGAUGGACUUCAGACAGCACUGUGGCUGAGGUGACAAGCAUCCAGCUCGAGUUCCGGGAGCUCUCUCGCCUCACAGGGAAUAAGAAAUUCCAGGAGGCCGUAGAGAACGUGACGAGGCACAUCCACUCCCUGUCUGGGAAGAAGGAUGGAUUGGUGCCCAUGUUCAUCAACACGCACAGCGGCCUCUUCACCCACCUGGGCGUGUUCACACUGGGUGCCAGGGCCGACAGCUACUAUGAGUACCUGCUGAAGCAGUGGAUCCAGGGUGGGAAGACGGAAACACAGCUGCUGGAGGACUACCUCGUGGCCAUCGAGGGGAUAAAAGCACACCUGCUGCGGCGCUCAGAGCCCGGGAAGCUUGUCUUUGUUGGGGAGCUUGCCCAUGGCCGCUUCAGUGCCAAGAUGGACCACCUGGUGUGCUUCCUGCCAGGGACGCUGGCCCUGGGUGUCCACCACGGCCUGCCCACUGAACACAUGGAGCUGGCCCUGGCACUCAUGGAGACCUGCUACCAAAUGAAUCACCAGAUGGAGACGGGGCUGAGUCCCGAGAUUGCCCACUUCAACACCUUCUCCCGGCCUGACCUAAAGGAUGUGAUAGUCAAGCCGGCGGACAGACACAACCUGCUGCGCCCUGAGACUGUGGAAAGUCUGUUCUACCUGUAUCGUGUUACGGGGGACCGCAAAUACCAGGAUUGGGGCUGGGAAAUCCUACAGAGCUUCAACAAGUACACACGGGUCCGUUCAGGUGGCUAUUCUUCCAUCAACAAUGUGCAGAGUACCCAGAAGCCAGAGCCCAGGGAUAAGAUGGAGAGCUUCUUCCUGGGCGAGACUCUCAAGUACCUCUACCUGCUGUUCUCUGAUGAUCCAGACCUGCUCAGCCUGGACCACUAUGUGUUCAACACCGAGGCCCAUCCCCUGCCCAUCUGGAGCCCUGUCUAGGGGUGGCGCCUGGCCUGGGCCUGCAGGAGGGAAGCAGUUGCCUCUGGGACCGCGAGUGUUUUCAGAGCACUUGUGGGGUGGCAGUGGGCAGCUGCUGAGCGUCUCUUAUGUUCCUGCCCUGGCCCCUGGCCAUUGUCUCUGCCUUGGUCCGCAGGCACAGGGUUCAAGACGAAUGGUCUAUGGCAGCCUCUGGCUUUGUCCUCUGUGACACUCAAAUUGUCAGUCCCAACCCUUGAAUAUCCAUGGAUUACUGCAGGGAGCCAUGUGGUGGUCCCAGGGCCACUGGUCACUUGGCAGCUCCAGCCUCUUUCUGAAGAGCUGUGGGGCAGCUGAGCCUCACCCCACAGAGUAUAGGGACAUUCUGAGCUGAGGGCCAGGCCGCCUCGGCCUGUUGUGGUGUUUACAUGUUGGACUCAGGGAUCCUCCCAGCUGCUUUGCAGGGCCCAGGCUGCCGGACAGAAUGGAACUUCCCAGCUGGAUGAGGUCAGCUCACUGCCCAUUACAGUGCUUAGAAACGAGGGUCCCUGUGGGUAGGAAGAGCCCUGUGGGGGUCCGUGGGCCCACAUCUCAUAUUGGGCCGCUUCGUGCAGCAGAGCAGGACCCUCACCCUGGGUAGCACCCUGUGGCCAGGACAGGCAGCGCCUGUGCUACAACCUUCCCAGAGUGAGGUCUUUGUACUUUCGUGUGGUCCUCCUCGUCCUGGGUGUCAGGGGCAGUGUUCCUGCCCUGAGGCUGAUGCCACCCCCCAGGCCUGGGCCCUUCGGGGCAGCACAUUGCACUCCUGUGCGAACUCUGCCAAGCCAUGGUUCAGGAGACCCCUUUCCCUGGAAAGCCAGAGCACAGACAGGGCCUCAGGGCCUUCAUGCCCCACACCCCUCCAGACCCGGCUCCUGAGGUGGGUAGGACCUGUCUUCUGGCCACUCGUAGCUUGGGUGUCCUGGUUGCAGCCCCAUUCCAUCCUAGGACAGUGCCCAGGGACUUCCCCUGAGCCGCCUGCCCUCAAUGGCAUCCUCAGGGAAGGGCCAGCUGAUACAUCCACUGCCCUCCCCACAUCCCCACAGGUGGCUAUGCCACUACCCUUCUCGGUCAGGCUAAUGGGUGGGCAGCCAAGGACACACAUUCCUCUAUGCCAGCUUCCCUCGAAAGUAUGCUGUGAGGGCAGGGCUGGCUGGGGUCUGGAACAUGGAGACAGCAGCUGUUCUGGGGCCAGGGACCAACUGGAGUGCUUAUCUGCUGUGCAGUGAGCUGGCACUGGGAGCAGUGUGGCUUUAGGGCCCCUGCCCUGUGCAGAACACCAUCUUGCGGGGUCUUCACCCUAAAGUCGACUUCUGCGCCAAGGAGUCUGCUUUAUUAAACUUUUAUUGGUUUGGUGGC